AUGGAAGGUACCGAGAAAACUGUUGAAGACCCCAAUCUCAUCGAUUUUGCCGGCCCGGAGGAUCCUUACAAUGCGCUCAAUUGGCCCUUCAGGAAGAAAGUGAGGGUCACCAUGCUCUACAGCUUCUGUACCAUGGGCGCGACGUGGGCAAGCACCGCCUACAACUCUGGAAUCGUGGAGAUAGAGAUGCAUUUCCAUGUGAGCUCCGAGGUCGCACUUUUGGGAAUGUCACUCUACCUUUUCGGCAAUGCGUUUGGUCCUUUCCUCUGGGCACCAAUGUCCGAGGCCUACGGUCGCAAGCCCUCUGUUUUGAUCCCUCUCUUCGGCCUUGCCCUCUUUUCGUUCGCAUCCGCAACUGCUAAAGACAUACAAACACUUUUCAUCACUCGUUUCUUCGGCGGCGUGUUUGGAUCAGCUCCGCUUUGCAACGUUGGCGGCGUGAUAGCAGACAUAUGGCCGCCGACACACAGGGGCCCUGCGCUUCUUAUGUGGGGUUUGUCGGUCAUUAUUGGACCACUGAUUGCCCCCAUUGUCGGAGGAGCUUUAGUGAUAAGUAUGCCGACCGUUGGUUGGAGGUGGACUGAAUACGUCACCGGUAUCAUUCUGGCCGUCGCUAUCUCUGCCAGUAUCGUAUGGGUAGACGAAAGCUACCCUCCCGUUCUUCUUGCAAGUAAAGCCAACCACAUUCGAUUCGAAACCAAGAAUUGGGCAAUCCACUCCAAAAGCCAGGAGGCGGGAACAUCGUUCAAAGAGCUGUUUCGCAAGUACUUCAUCGUACCCUUUGAGAUGCUGGUAGAUCCCAUCGCCUUUAUUAUCAACCUUUACGCUGCCUUUUGCUAUGCUAUCAUCUAUCUCGCUAUUCCAACUUUGCCAUAUGAAUUCAACCAAACCCGCCACUGGAACGCAGUCGUCGGUGCCACGCCCUACACGUCCAUCAUUAUUGGCGUAAUUUUUUCCGCGGGCGUGAUCUUGUGGGGAGGAAUCUACUACAAGAAGCGUUUCAUCGCCAAUGGAAACAAGAUCAUCCCCGAAGCUCGCUUGCCACCCAUGAUGAUCGGAUCAGUCUUCUUCACCGCCGGACUCUUUAUCAUGGCCUGGACGUCCAAAGCUAGUAUUUAUUGGAUAGGUUUCUGCGUUGGACUUGCUUGCCUUGGUCUUGGCUUCUUUACGAUCUUCCAGAGCUGCCUCGGCUACCUCGUCGACACAUACCUUGGGCUGUCUGCGAGCGCCAUUGCAGCGAAUUUAUUCAUGAGGAGCAUGCUCGCGGGUGCUUUUCCACUGUUUUCUCACGCUUUGUUCACCAACAUCGGACUUGACUGGGGGUUGAGCCUCCUCGGAUUUUUGGCUGUGGCCAUGCUUCCAAUUCCCUAUGUGUUCUACAUCUUUGGCCGGCGAAUUCGCGCAGUGGGCAAGCAUUCGAAGAAGACUUUUGUUCCCUGAGUUUUUCACUCAUCUCUCCCGUUCAAUUCUAUCCGAUGACCCGGGGUUCCGGAAGGGAAAUUUGAGGCUCCCGCGGUUCGGUAGCUUGAUGUGCAUUCAUGGUUGAUAGUGGUCUCCAGCGAUCAUCAACAACCUAAUCUUGCAUAGAGUAGAAACGUGAAAGGGAGUCUUGACUCGCGCGCAAGCACGGCUCUAGCAUUAGUGGCUGAAAGAAGAGGCGUACAAAAUCAAGUUCGAAAUGUUAAGAACUGUAAAUUUAACUAUGAUCAGUGAUCUGGCCUUGAAGAUGAAUGGGUUUGAGCACAGAUUCCAAGUCAGCAC
Mytilinidion resinicola is the source of this 1761-nucleotide messenger RNA. RefSeq names its product MFS general substrate transporter. Gene Ontology annotation, molecular function: transmembrane transporter activity. The transcript is spliced from 6 exons. The record is from RefSeq and is a predicted model, not a curated record. Bases 1 to 1440 code for a protein of 479 amino acids. Gene Ontology annotation, biological process: transmembrane transport. NCBI's taxonomy places the organism in Eukaryota, Fungi, Ascomycota, Dothideomycetes, Mytilinidiales, Mytilinidiaceae.